UAUAGGUUAUCGGGGUUUAUUUGGUGACAUUUACUUGUUUGCCUUUAUGUCUGAAAAAUGUCUUAUAUAUUCUUUAAUGCGUGAUUUGGUAUACACUUUGUUUAUGGAUAUACCUGAUAUUUUAUAGGCAUCAUGGAUAUGGUUUAAUUAAGAUGAUAGCAGGUAACUAGUGGCGAGGUAAGACGGUGACAGUGUGGGUUUGGUGAGGAAAAGUAGCCAACCUAAGUGAUGUCCAAUUUUGCUGAGGUGUUAUUGGUAUAGAUGGAUCAACUUUUAAACUUAAUACAAUAUGAUUCUUGGUAUUCAAUUACUAAUGAAAUGAAAGUAUAUUGUAAAGUUGUGUCAGGGAAAAACAGAUUCUUGGUAUUCAGUUAUUAAAGAAAUGUAAGUAUACUGGAAAGUUGUGUGUCAGGGAAAUACAAUGUUCCUCUUGUUUUCUCUCCUUGACGAGUUGAAGGGUAUGGUCCACAGUUGUUCACUUCACCUUAACCCUUUCAGUAGUGAGAUGCAUUUUUACCUUGAUUUUUGGGUAUGAUUAGAUGAUUUCUUUUACAUAAGGGAGAGUCUGUAAGGGUUGGAAGAUUAAUGGCCAGUCUUCACUAAUCACUUUUCUAAUCCCAACAUAUGUUUCUAAAGCUGUAUAAAAUUACCAUAUAGUAACCAGAAUGAAUAUGAAAGUGUGUCCUGCUAAAAAAGAUUCAUGAAGAUGUCUGUCACCUGUUAUGCCACUGUCACCUCUUUGCCUCCCGUCCACUUUUUUUUUUUCCAUUUUUUAAUCUUAAUGAAGCUGUAGAGCAUCUUUACAGUAUUUACCUUCCAGACAUAACUUUUUUUUGUUGUGCAUUUUAUUUCAGUGUAAUUUUUUUAAUUGAAAUCACUCUUUUGUGCCUCAAAAAUGCAAUUCUGUAUUCUUAAGUGUUUCUGGAUCUUAUCUCAGUACUACUUCCCUUUUGUCAGACAGUAAAAGAAUGUUGCUACCAUUUCCAAGCAUAUUCGUGUUUCUAGUCACUGUUUGAUGAGGAUUAUGUUAUGUUUCAAAAAAGUUCCAGAGAGAGAGAGAGAGAGAGAGAGAGAGAGAGAGAUGCAUUUAAGGAUACACAAAAAAGUGUCAUUGUCAUCAAUCAUUACAUACCAUCCAAGAUGCCUUCAGAUAAGAAACAAAGGAAGAAAAAAGAUGCACCUCCAGGACAGGCAGCUUGUGAGGCUCCUUCAACAUUGCCAAAGUGUAGACAACCAUCCAUGCCCAAGAUGGAAUUAUCUCCUCUAUCAAAAAUGCCAGCUGGCUUUGACAAAGAUGAUUUCUUAUUCAGUAAAUUGUACAAGAGUGUAGUUGUAGUGGGCGGACAAACUAUAAAUGAGGUGUUGCAAAUUAUUUUUCGGCAAAGAGCUGGAGAAAAUAUUUCCACCUACACAUUAAAUAAGUUGAUUACGCAGAUAAAACUCAGUAAGAAAAAGACAAACAGUGUUACAAACAAGAUACCCAGUAAGCUCUUAGAGGAAAAACUUCUUGCUAUUAAGAUUGAUGUAACUGGCGGAAUCUUUCUUUUACAGAAGGUGUUUUAUGAUGAAUACAAAAAACUAUCAAGUCACUGCCAGACACAGAUCCAGACUUUCCGGGAACUCAGAAAUUCUCUCAGCCACAACUACCCUCUCACCCACCAGGACUUUGAACCACACCAUGAAAAACUCAAAUAUUUAUUGGAGAAAAAUGAAGACAUUGGUAUUCUUCAGAAUGAAAUACAGGAAUUAGUGGAAAAGAAAAAGACUAAUGCAGAUAAAGAACUGGAUCAGAUUGAAAAGUACAUUGAUGAAAAGAAAAAAGAAUUAUAUGUUAUUAUUGAAAUAGAAAAACUAAAGAUAAUCCUUAAAGAUAUAUUAGAAAAUGUUGCUACAGAAUUUAAAGAAGAUUUAACACAAUGUAAAGAUAAGAUAGAUAAAAGCCUUACUGAUAUUAGCCAAGCCAAGGUGGAACAGUAUGAUCAGAAUACCUAUAAUUCAGAAGUGCAGAGGUAUAAGGAUGAUCCUGUACAUGAGUUAAUCACGAAGGCUCGAGAAGAACUGAGAGAGCAGUACAGAAGACUGAGGGUUGCUAAUCCCUGCCCCUGGAUGGUGACAGAUCAAGCUGAAAACUCUUCACUGGAUAAUUUUUACAUUGAUAGAAUUUACACUCCACUUAAAAUUGAGGGUCCUGGGACAGAAGUCUUUACUGAGAAACUGCUGGUUGCUGGUAAUGAUUUAGGGGAAGAAACAGCUAUGUCUUCUGCACUAGUGGUGUCUGGUCUUGCAGGUUCAGGGAAAUCUUCUCUAUGCCUUUACCUCCUCCAUCAUUGGGCAGAGGGCACAGAUGAAAUAAAAACACUGAAAGAUUAUAACAUGGUGAUUUUUGUGGAAAUGCGAACCAUAAAGUCUAAUUCUCUAGAAGAAUACUUGAAAACACAAAGAAUGAAGAAGUCCACUGCUGGCAUUUCCUCAGAUGACAUUGUUCAGCGAUUGAAUGACUUGAAAUUACUCUUCAUUGUUGAUGGCUAUGAUGAAGCCAAGAAAUCCUCUCGGCAAAUGGUGGAGGAGAUAUUUGCAAAGUUUCCAGAGCAACGCAUCCUCCUAACCACACGUGGAGAGUUCUGCAAUGAAGUGAAGAAAUCUGCUAGGAGGCAUCAUAUGGCUUAUCUUACUAUAGAAAUUUGUGGGUUUGAUGAGUCCAGAAUUCAAGAAUUCACUGAAAAGGUAUUUAAAGUAGUAAGAAACUAUUCAUAUUAUGCUCAGAAUCAAGCCUGUAGUGUAAGAGCCUGUGCCAACUUCCUAGAUUAUGUUCAGGGACGGGCCAAGAUUCUGGAGAAACUACUUGAGUUGCCCUUGACAUUGGCACUUAUGAUAUACAUGUGGAUAGACUGUCCAGCAAUCCUAAACAGAGUAACCACCGCCACAUCUCUCUAUUAUGAACUGUUUUGUUUGUACCAGAAGAAAUUAAAUGAUCGCCUUAAGGAUCCUUGCUCGGAUAAAACUCUUGAAAGCUUAAUGCUCCUUGUAGGAAAGAAAGCUUGGGAACUAUUAGUACAGGAAGAAUCAAUACUGUCAAAGCAAGAUGAAAAAGAAAUAGAGGAAGAAUGUAUAAAUAAAGGAUGCCCUAAGGAAGAGUUGAUGUCUGCAUUUCUUGUCUAUGAAUGUUAUGACACAGAUUCAGAAUGCAAUUAUGACUACUCAUUUAUGCACAAAACUCAGAUGGAGUAUCUCAGUGCAUAUUUUUUGGUGGAAGAAAGUGAAAAUGGAAGUCUGUACAAUGCCCAAGAACAAUUCCAUGGAUCUGGAUUUCAUCAAGUUAUUAUAUUUGUUGUUGGCCAUUUUGCUAGAAAAAAAAUUAUUGAACAAAAUUUGAAAGAUAUUUUUGUAUUGUUAGACAAUGCUGAUAUUGAUUCACUGGACUACAACUUCUGGUGGAGAUUGUUGACAGAGUCACUGAAAAAUGAAGCAUUUCUUAAGGAAAUUUGUACAAAUAGAUUGCCUUGUAGUGAAUGGAAACUUUCUGAAAAACAUGUUGUGUCUGGACUUCAGUUGCUGAUUACUUCUCCAGUAUAUACAGUAAAGAACCUUAUCAUUGAAAUAAAUGAUGUUGAUCCCUAUGAUGUCAAGGAUCUGUUGAGUAUCAUGGAGACACUGAAAAUAAAAUUUAAGAACCGAUAUACUAAAAAUAAUCCUAUCCUUACUGAGCUGUUUUUCUGGCAUCAUUUUCAAAGAAAAUGUAACAAGCCUUCUGACUACUUUCUUCGUGCCCUGUACCCAUGGGGCCAUCUAACAAAUUUUGUUGGAAGUGUUGGUGAACAGAAAGAAGGCUUUGAAGUGCUCAGAUACUGCUUUAAUGUCAAGAACCUGAGAGUUCGACUUGAUACGUGUGAUGCAGAAGUUUGCCUUGCCAACAGCUUAAAAAGAAUUGGCAAAGGUAUUAAGAAUUUGCGUGUGAUGCUGGCACUGGACCCAUCAGAGUGUGAUGCUGACAGCCUGGUGUGCCUUCCUAAUAACAAAUUUACGGGUAGCUUGGAAUUGACACUACCAAAUAUGACUGAUGAGAACAAGAAAUGGAUAGUGAAGGUGGUGGAAAAACUCGCUGGAGGAACAAGCUAUGGGUGUUCAAGAAUUAUGUUUGAGAAAAGCACCCUUUCCGUUUGUACUGUGCUGUACCUGAUGAUGGAGUUGCGUGAUAUGGUGCAUGAAAAGCUCACUGUCGAAAGCAUUCAUGAAUUAACACUUCAAGAACAGAUCGAACUGGAGAAACAGAUGAAAUCAACUCAUAUGGAAGUAAACUGGAUAGAUUGAUAGUCAUACAGCUAUUGGCAGUGGUGAUGACAUACAGGGUGUGCUGGUGUGGAACAUGUCAUCCCUUCUUUCCCUCACCAUGUGCCAUUCUCUGCGUGGCAUGACCUGCCUGCAACAUGAUGCCGUCCCUGGCUGCUGUGCCCAUACCAUGUGGGAGUGAGGUCAGGCCUCGGGCUUGGACGUGUGGACACUGGUAGUUCACCUUACUUUCUUUGUAUAGCUUUGUUUUAACUAUAUUUAUAUAUUACAACAUUUCAACAGCUGUGUGGUGAUGGUGCAACAUUGGCAACUGUGAUGGUAAUACCAAAUGUAAGGAGGAUGGAGCCUAAGUCCUCACUGUAAUAUUCACCACUAUUUUACUUUCUUUUAUUAAAUAUUAGAUAAAGUGCUUUGCUUAAACAAAACUUUAGAGUGGUCAGAAGAAUUUUUAAGUUGUGUACCAAUUAUUCAUAAAUUUUUAACAAUCA
Portunus trituberculatus (swimming crab) is the source of this 4775-nucleotide messenger RNA. RefSeq lists its product as uncharacterized. The transcript has 5 exons. The record is from RefSeq and is a predicted model, not a curated record. The coding region runs from base 1030 to 4308 and encodes 1092 amino acids. NCBI's taxonomy places the organism in Eukaryota, Metazoa, Arthropoda, Malacostraca, Decapoda, Portunidae.